Molecule: messenger RNA, 2523 nt
Organism: Arxiozyma heterogenica
Lineage: Eukaryota; Fungi; Ascomycota; Saccharomycetes; Saccharomycetales; Saccharomycetaceae
Gene: LDB19
Product: Ldb19p
Exons: 1
Coding region: 1-2523 (840 amino acids)
Biological process (GO): ubiquitin-dependent endocytosis
Cellular component (GO): cytoplasm; plasma membrane; cytosol
Molecular function (GO): ubiquitin protein ligase binding; protein-macromolecule adaptor activity
Source: RefSeq, a predicted model, not a curated record
AUGGUUUUUUCUAUGUUGCAUUCUGUGUCUUCAAAGUCUGACCAUGUAUCAAAUGAAGAUGAAAGACCUGCAACACCUGGAUCACAUCCUAUCGAACUAUCAAUUAAUAUCGAAUCACCGCCGUGUGUCAUGUAUGGAAACGCUACAGAAUCAUCUGGUGCUCUAUUGUCUGGGUUAUUGAAUUUAAAAGUUAAAGAUCCUUAUAAGAAUAAUGGUUCUAUAGGAAGAUCAAAUUUAGGAAACAAUAAUAUAUUAAAUGUCAAUACGUCGGCUUCACUGAACUCAAGCUCUUCACAGUCUGGUUCUAUUAAUAUUUCCAGCACAAAGAGGAAAAGUGGACUUUUUACAACCUUUUCAAGUUUGUCAGCAUCUACUUCUAAUAACCAGUCAAUUAAUACUAUAAAUUCAACAACAUCAAAUUUUUACAAAUCUAAUUCAUCACAAAUAUCAAAUCAAAAAAUUUUAGAAGGUUAUACUAAGGUCCCAAUAGUUAAUGUAACACUUAGUUUUGUACAAACUGUUUAUUACAAUAAACCAUUUCUACCAGAUUCACAACAGAUUCAAACAUGUAAUAACUGUAGGAAAAAAAUUACAAAUAUGAAGACAUGGAAUAUCCAAACAGAGAUAAUAAAUAAAUCUGUUGGAACACAUUCAUAUCCGUUUUCUUAUUUAAUUCCAGGCUCUGUAUCUGCCACAUGCAGGUUAGGUGAACAUUCAGAGACACAAGUUAAGUAUGAAUUAAUUGCAUCUGCCUCAUAUGUAGAUCCUAAAAAUAAGAAUUUCAAUGUGAGUCGUCCAAAUAAGAAAGAUUUGAAAUUAUUGAAAUUAAUUAUGCCUAUCCCAAUUACUAGAAGUAUUCCCAGAGGACCGGAUAAGAAUUCAUUAAGAGUUUUUCCACCUACUGAAUUAACUGCUGCUGCAGUUUUACCAAAUGUUAUAUACCCAAAAUCUACAUUUCCCUUAGAGUUAAAACUUGAUGGCGUCUCUUCAGGAGAUAGAAGAUGGAGAAUGAGGAAAUUGGCGUGGAGAAUUGAGGAAACUACAAAAGUACGAGGUUAUUCAUGUUCGAAACAUAAACCAAAUUUAACGCAACUUGAAGAAGAUGUGAGAAAAAGAGAAUUAGAGAGAAGCAAGAAACCAGUACAAGCUAUUAAGAGAUAUGGUGAUAUCGGUCCACAGAUUAAAGUUACUGUUGCUUCUCCAGACAAUUUACCUAUGAAUAUUAAUAAUAUCCCAUUGUCUAAUAAUGGUUAUCCAAUUAGGAACACUAGCAGUAAUAAUGUUAAUGAAAAUCGUGAUUUGGCAGCUACUGAAACAACGACAACAAUUUCCAGGUCUGAUGUUACAAAUAAUCCAAGUUCAUCUCGGCCAUUCAGAAGGCGAAAUGCUAGGGGUAUGCAGGAUACUGAUGAUGAUGAUGAUGGAACUAAUCAAGGUGAAAAUCUCUUUAUUCAUCCUAGUGAUGAUGCAUUAAGACAAGAGAUAUUGCAACAGCAAAGAAGGAUAAGAGAGGAGCAAUUAAAGAAGGAGUUAGCUAAAAAUAACAGCAUGUUGUUCACUGAGGAGGUUAGAGUAAUUUCAAAGGGGGAAGUGAAAAAUGGUUGGAAAACAGAUUUUGAUAAUAAUGGGAAAAUUGAAUUGGUAACUGAUAUAGACUGUAUGUCAUUAAAUUCAGGGGUUGGUAAUCCUAUAAUUUUUUCUUCGACCUCAAGGCCAUACAUUGAUUCACAUAAGAAUAUUAUUAAUGUUGCAUGUGACGUUCAGGAUCCCAAUUUAGGAAUGUAUGUGUCACAUAUUCUUGCAGUAGAAAUUGUGGUAGCAGAAGAAACUUUACAGUAUGCUAACGGUCAACCAAUAAAUAAAUCUAAAAAUAGAUCACAAUCAACAUCUAAGACAUCUGCGCCUGAAAAUGAUGCUGAUCAAAGAUUAGCAGAAUUGUCUCCUUUGUUUGCUAAUAUGAAUGCCCCAAAGGCAAGACCUGUUACAGAAGAAAGUCAUUCAACUUUAAGUUUAAAGAGAAGUAUAUCAGGUGAUGGCUCAGGUUCAAAGCAUCCAAAUGGUCAAGUGAUACCUAAGAUUGUAAGUGUACCUACGGGAGCGGCUCGUGUUUUAAGAAUGCAGUUCCGUUUAAAUAUAACAGAAAGAUCAGGGCUUGGUAUAUCUUGGGAUGAAGAGGUCCCACCUAUUUAUCAAGAUGUAAAACAGGCAGCUCCGCCAACCUAUGAAACUACUGUGGCAGUUCUACCAUCGUAUACUGUGGAUGGAAACGAAGAAGCAAGAAACGUGAGUGAGCAACAAGUUAGUGGUUUGAUUGCUAUAACACCUCCACCGAUGGCACAUCACUCAUCAUCAAAUCAAGGUAGUACCUUAUCUGCAGUACAAUCCCCACAAUUAGAAAAUAUUAUUAGUGUUCAGGGUCGCAUUCCUUAUAGAAACAGUAUAUUGACACCAUCUACUACCACACAAGAUUUAGGGGUAAGAAAUAUUUCUAGUAUAUUAAAUACAGAUAGAAUUACUCAAUAA